AUGAAUUCAAAAGUCAUAAAAAUAUUUUUCACCAAGGUAAUUACAGAGCUCUCUCUCUCUCUCUCUCUCUCUCUCUCUCUCUCUCUCUCUCUCUCUCUAAAUUACAUCACUCUCUCUCUCUAUCUAUCUAUCUAUCUCUUUCUCCCUCUCUUCCCCUAUCUCUCUUCCCCUCUCUCUCUCUCUCUAUAUAUAUAUAUCUUCAGUUUCUUUCUCUUUCUCUCUUUACCUCUCUCUUUCUCUCUAUAUAUCUUCCUCUCUCUCUCUCUCUCUCUAACUAAAACGUCUCUAUUCUUUUUCUUUUCUUCUUUCUUAAAUUCCUUUCUUAAAUUCCUUUCUGAAAUUUGUAGAAUUUCUUUUCUUUUUAUUUAUUUAUUUUUUAUUUAUAAGAUUUCUUCUUUUUUAUUUAUUUAUUUUUUAUUUGACUUUUUCUUUCUUCGAUUUGUAAAAUUUCUUUCAUUUCUUCUUUCUUUCUUAGAUUUGUCCUGCGUGGUUGUAUGGUUAAUGUUUUUUUCUUCCUUCGAUUUCUCUUUUCUUUCUUUCUUCUCUCCAUUCCGUUGUUUCUUCCUUCUGUCAAUCCAUUUAAUUUCCUCUUCUCACCCCCACCGAUGCAUUUUUAGAUUUUCUUCGGGGGAGGAGCUGACAGUCAUGAUUUCUUGUCUUCUAUCAUCCCACGCCAUCAGACAGUGGGCAUUUGUUGACUUGAGCAGUUGUCGUCUUUUAGGCAACCUAACAAUCGAUCUUUACUCGGUGUUCCUUCUACCCAACUGGAGUCACUUCUUAACUGAUGUUUGUUGUUGGCACUUUAAGAAGUACAACAAAAACGACUGUAAUAAUCAUAACCUGAAGUCAACGCUUAAGUUGGUUUGUUCUCCAGCACAAUGUUAG
Messenger RNA from Acanthosepion pharaonis, 885 nucleotides. The record is from the annotation of a GenBank genome assembly. Lineage: Eukaryota; Metazoa; Mollusca; Cephalopoda; Sepiida; Sepiidae.